GCUGGAGAUGAGCGCUGAAGCGGAGGGGCCGUCGCAGGCGGAUGGUGCCGGCGCGGACAGCACGAGGUGACGCCGCCUCAGGAGAGUGUGGGCUGCUGCUGGCAGCUACAGGAUGAAGUCGCCUCCCUGCUGCAUGUCUCUUUCUUCCCAAGCAUCCCUGGACGAACCAGGGAGUAGCAUGUCCCUGGGUUCGCUGAACUCCAGUGUUUUCUCCAGUGAGGAAGAGCAGGGGCCCCUGCUCCAGAAGGUCAUUCCCCCCUUGGACUGCUUUACUAUCAAUGUAGGAGGCAGCCGCUUUGUGAUGUCCCAGCAAACUUUGUCUUGCUACCCUGACACCCGCCUUGGCAAACUGGCUGUAGUGGUCUCUGCUGCCCGGGAUGUGGCCUCUGGCCUCCUUGAGCUUUGUGAUGAUGCCAACCUUGUGGAGAAUGAAUAUUUCUUUGAUCGGAGCUCACAGGCAUUUCACUACAUCCUGAAUUACUACCAGACAGGGAGGCUGCAUGUCAUGGAGCAGCUUUGUGCACUCUCCUUCCUGCAAGAGAUCCAAUACUGGGGUUUGGAUGAGCUCAGCAUUGAUUCCUGCUGCAGAGACCGGUACUUCAGGAGAAAGGAGCUGAGUGAAGCCUUAGACAUCAAGAAAGAUGCAGAAGAACUGGAUGCCCAAGAUGAAGAAGAGGACUUUUCUGGUACCCUCUGUCCCAAUGUCAGACAGAAACUUUGGGAAGUUUUGGAAAAGCCUGGCUCCUCUGCAGCAGCCAGGACUUUUGGCACUUUGUCCAUGGUUUUUGUUGUUGUGUCCAUUGCCAACAUGGCUUUGAUUUCAGUAGAGCUAAGCUGGCUGGCACCACCACUACUGGAUGCCCUCGAGUACCUGUGCAUUGCCUGGUUCACAGUGGAGUUUGUUCUGAGGUUCCUGUGUGCACGAGAUCGGUGUCGCUUCCUGAGGAGUGUGGCAAACAUUAUAGACCUCCUUGCUAUUCUGCCAUUCUACAUCACCCUGCUGGUGGAGAGCCUGUGUGGUGGUGAGAGCUCCCAAGAACUGGAGAACGUGGGACGUAUUGUCCAAGUGCUGAGACUGCUCAGAGCCCUGCGGAUGUUGAAGCUGGGAAGGCAUUCAACAGGCUUGCGCUCUCUUGGGAUGACUAUCGCUCAGUGCUAUGAGGAGGUUGGCCUUCUGCUGCUUUUCCUCUCUGUAGGAAUCUCUAUAUUUUCCACUGUGGAGUACUUUGUUGAGCAAGGUGUGCCGGGCACCACUUUCACAAGCGUACCUGGUGCUUGGUGGUGGGCAACAACUUCCAUGACAACAGUUGGUUAUGGUGACAUUAGACCAGACACUACCAUUGGUAAGGUAGUAGCCUUUAUGUGUAUUCUGUCAGGAAUACUGGUUUUGGCUUUGCCAAUAGCUAUAAUAAAUGACCGUUUUUCUGCCUGUUAUUUUACACUGAAGAUAAAAGAAGCUGCUCUUCGGCAGCGCGAGGCUUUAAAGAAACUCAUGAAGAACUCAUCCAGCGAUUCAAAUAUCAAUGUCAAUUUGCGAGACGUGUAUGCACGCAGUGUCAUGGACAUGUUGCGGUUAAAAAGCAGAGAGAGAGCAAGUACAAGGAGCAGUGGUGCAGAUGAUUUUUGGUUUUGAAGUUAUUUAACCUUGUAUAGCACAUAGACCAAUUCAAAAAUGUAGUAUUAAGUGUCUCCUUUUUUAUUAUUCACCACAUAGUGUAUUUGCUUUUCCAGGUGAAGUUUUACUUACUUGGAUGUACUGAAAUAACAAUUAUAUACAAAAGGUAGAAUUCAUAACAUGAAAUCUCUCAAUGAGCUCUAAAACCUGCUCUCAGAACUGGAUUGUGGUGGGUGAAUUGGGAAAUAAUAGAUCCUUGAAAGUAAAACAAUGAUGCAAUGAUUUGUCCAUUCUUAUAUCCCUGCUAAUGUAUAGUAAUAAAGUCUUGAUGAAAAUUGCCACAGUGUUUUGAAUUUUAAACAUCUAGGUUUUGUAAUUGCACUGGGAGAACAAAAGUCAAAGUCGUUCAGGAAGACUGAAAGGGGAAGUCCAAGAAAGUGAAAUGUUGAAUAAAUUUAGGAUGACAUUUCUAUAAGAAGCUUAAUUUUGAUGUCUUUUCUUACACCGAUCUUCUACUCCAUUUGCAUGAAAAAAAGGUUAUUAGACCAGAGCAGUGUGGCAGGGAGUUAGGGGAUUGGAGUGCAUGGGUUUGAAAUUUUCUCAUUUGAAGAGAAGCAAGUGGCUACCAGAUACAUAAGGGGUAUCAGGAGACAGGUGAAAAUAUUAAGUAGAUGCAAGAUCUGUAGCAAAGUACAAAAUAGUCGUGAAAUAAGUACCAUACUAUAGAGCAUCAUCUGUAUUUGCUUCAGAAGUUGCAGGAGCUAAUACAGCCUUUGCAAUAUACAAGUAAUUUACAAACUUAAUUUGAACUAUACCUUCUUUAUGUGUUUUAAUUUCCAUGACUUAUUUGUGUAGCUAAACAGUUUUUGUGCUCAAGUAAAGUUACCAUUGGAUAGCAGAAGAAACAGAAAUUGUAAAAGAUAAAAAGCUACUCAUUUCUCUGUCUCCCAUUAAAAUCAGUAGGUAUUCCAAGUGGGUCUGAUUUUUUAAAAGUUAAUCAUCUUCACCGACCCGUUAUUAAAAAAAUACUUCAAUAAAAUCUUUUGUUCCAAAGGAAAAAUGAGUACUUGUUGGACUGAAUGCUUACUCUAAUGCAGUACGGAAAGUAAAAAAGUUAUACAACCAAAGGGAUUUUCAGUCCAGUUUCCCACCAUUUACCUCUACCGUGGCCCAAGACCAUUCUUAGCAAACAAAGCUUUUCUUUAAUAUAAUUUCACUGUUCUAGACUAUGACAUUGCCAUAGAAUGCAUAUAACUCAACUAGUAGGUUAAAUAAAUAAAGUCACAGACCUCUCCCAUGUCCCAUUUCUUUGGGCAAUAUAAAUAAUAAAAACAGAUAUCUAUUAACCAUGGAUUAUUUAACUUUAUGUAUUUAUGUACAUAGAAGGCUUAAACUGCCUUCAAGAAUGUAUGAAUGGGUGAAAUAGCCUGCUUUUAAUAAACAUUGAAUAAUA
Messenger RNA from Pseudopipra pipra, 3068 nucleotides. RefSeq names its product potassium voltage-gated channel modifier subfamily V member 1 (gene KCNV1). NCBI's taxonomy places the organism in Eukaryota, Metazoa, Chordata, Aves, Passeriformes, Pipridae. The record is from RefSeq and is a predicted model, not a curated record. Gene Ontology annotation, biological process: potassium ion transmembrane transport; protein homooligomerization. The transcript has 4 exons. The coding region runs from base 113 to 1633 and encodes 506 amino acids. Gene Ontology annotation, cellular component: membrane; voltage-gated potassium channel complex. Gene Ontology annotation, molecular function: voltage-gated potassium channel activity; protein binding.